This is a messenger RNA of Triticum turgidum subsp. durum (durum wheat), 357 nucleotides long. NCBI's taxonomy places the organism in Eukaryota, Viridiplantae, Streptophyta, Magnoliopsida, Poales, Poaceae. The record is from the annotation of a GenBank genome assembly.
AUGGUUUUCGCCAAGGCCUCGCUGGCGUUGCUGGCCAUGGUUGGUGUGCCUCCUGUCUGUCGCACGGCGCCGCUACUCCGGCCACUGCGCCUUCAGGGAGGGGACUGCGCCGAGAGCUUCAAGGAGUUCAAGGCCAACAACAUCCGUGGCACCUUCCCUGUCCUGCUCCAGAUGGGCAAUGUCCUCGUGUUCGGCGGCCAUGUCCCCAUCGUCAAGGUGGGGCGAAUGGCUGGCCAGUUCGCCAAGCCGAGGUCUGGUAACUUUGAAAAGAAGGAUGGGGUUAAGCUGCCCAGUUACAGGAGAAAAAACGUCAAGGGCGACGUGUUUGAUCUGAAGGGCCGUGUCUGUCCCAGAUAG